CACCAAAAACGAAUGUCAUUUUAUCUAAACAAUUUUAUUCAGAAUAGCUGUAUCUUUUCAAGCUCAGAGUAUUCAAAAUUCUAAACAACAUUGAGAUAACAAGUUUUCAAAACAGUUUUCAUUCAGUAAAACCACCGCAACAAACUCAAGUAUUUCUAUAGCCGAAACAAUCCAGCAUGGGGCGAGACUUGUUCCGGGACACCAGCAUCCGGUAUUUCGGCUACGGACGCGAGAUCGGGGGCCUACUCCGGUCUCACAUCCCGGGCAACAUCUACCGCGGCUUGCAUACCGCCACCGCCGGGUACGUCAUGUGCGACACCGCUCACAAGACCAUCCUCAUGAUGAGGAACGAUGGAAGACUCUGGAAGGUCAUCGCGGCUACCGGCGACGCCCUCAUCUGGCAAGGACUCGCCUCCCUCGUCAUCCCGGGGCUCGCGAUCAACAGAAUCGUCUUCUACACGUUCCGCGCUUUGAACAACACAAGUCACAAAGGCACUAAGAUGCAGCAGACUAUUACGACUGCUGUUGGUAUGUUGUCUAUUCCGAUUAUUGUCACUCCUAUUGAUAGAACUGUUGACUUCUUUAUGGGCAUAACCUACAGAGCUUUAUUUGGGACAUAACUGAGACACGGUUUUUUUUAUUAUUUUGAAAUGUUAGUUUGCUUUCACUCAGUGGAGGUUUGUUCUAAUUCUAUUUUUGUGGUAUUUUAAUAAAUUUGCUAAGAUUCUAUUUCUUAA
Molecule: messenger RNA, 737 nt
Organism: Plutella xylostella (diamondback moth)
Lineage: Eukaryota; Metazoa; Arthropoda; Insecta; Lepidoptera; Plutellidae
Product: mitochondrial fission process protein 1
Biological process (GO): mitochondrial fission
Cellular component (GO): mitochondrion
Source: RefSeq, a predicted model, not a curated record